AUGCAAGGAGAUACUAGCAUGAAUAUUGAUGACCUAGAUGCUCUCCUUGUAGACAAUAGCUUUACCGGUGAUAUAAAAUCUGCUCUCCCUUCACAACCUCAAUCUCCAAAAUCAAAACCAUCGAAAAAUACUAUCACAAAAACUCCAACAACAAAUUCAAAGAGAAGACGACCUCAAUUUCAAAAAAAGAUAGACUUAGAUGCAUUACUAAACGACUUACCAGUUCAAGAAGAAGGACUUAUUACACCAAAGCUUUCUCUGAAUGCUAGUUCACCAGACACAUCUCCAAAAGCAUUAUCUAGUCCAAAACUUACAAAUUCUCUAAACCAACUCACACAAAAUGUUGAAAAUUAUUUAAAUUCAGCUUUAAGUUCAGCGAAGAUUGACAUUCUUUAUGAAAUAACACAAAUUGUAGAAAAAUCAAAUGAUUAUACUCGUAUAAUUGAUCCUUUUAUGUCAUCUUUGAAAGAUGAUAUAAAAGCUGAAAUCGUGUAUACGCAAAAUCAACUACAAGAUAUAGAUAUUGAAUCUUCAAUAUCUCAAUUCCACGCUCAAAUGACAAAUAUUAAUCAGAUAAAAUACCAAAAUUACGAUACAAAACCAAUUCUCAAUUGUCAUUCAUUUAUUUCCAGCGGACAAAAGGUUAUUGAUCAAAUAGAUCAAAAACAGCGCGAAUUAUCAAAUGUUGUUACAGAUUCGAUUUCAAGAAAUCAUCCAAGAUAUUAUCCAUCAUUUUCAAAUCUUGAAUCACUUAAAUCGAAGCGACUUGAUUGCGAAGUUAAUAUGGCAACUCUUGAAAUGGAAUUGGCCGAUGUUAAAAAACGUCAAGAAAAAAUACAACAAAUGAGAAAUAAAACGAGUCUUCUUGAUGACGAAAAUGAUAACUCUACUCUUGAUAGUGAAUCAUCCGUAGCAGCUGCAGCAUUUACUGAAGUAAGAGGUUUAACUCAAGAAAUGUUGCAAGAAACAACAAGAAUUUCUACAUUUUUAUCAGCAAUGAGAAGAGAAUACGAUUCUGAGUUCAGACAUAUGAUGUCUGCUUCUUCAGAUUGGAAUGAUGCCUUUUUAAUUUAUUAUGUAAAUUCUCCUUCUUCUACACCAUUGAGCAGCCCUGAACCAAAGCAUAUACCAAGAGUUACGUUAGUUGAAGAAGAAGAUGAAGAGGAUGAGGAAGAUCAAGGAGAAUCUUCAGAACUUUCAGUUUCAAAUUCAAGUAUUUUAGAGUUUGCCAAAAUGGAGCAAAAUAUAUACGCCGAAAGAAGAAGGAAACGAGAUAGUGAACUAUCCCAAGCUAAUGCAUUUCUCAAAGAUAAAAUGAAAGAAGAAAUGCACAAUUUUAGAGCCAUGUAUAGAAAACCAAAAUAG
Molecule: messenger RNA, 1365 nt
Organism: Trichomonas vaginalis G3
Lineage: Eukaryota; Parabasalia; Trichomonadida; Trichomonadidae
Exons: 1
Coding region: 1-1365 (454 amino acids)
Source: RefSeq, a predicted model, not a curated record